AUGAGGACGAACGAGGAGACGCUGGACUCGAGUGUCGGAUCUUGGGGUGUCUUGUGCGGUGGGGAGCUUCUUCGAUUUCUGCCAACCUCGUCCCGUCCACCUCUACUUCCUGUAGCCAGGUUGACCUACCACGCCAACACGCCACACCGCAUACCCCACAUUCACAUGGUGCAGACAGGAAUGGCUGCGCCCUACGGUGGGGGUGUCUUCCCCCCGCCGGUGAACGGCGUAGCGGGCGUCGUGGGGGCGGCAGGGGCUGCCGGUGAGGUGAAACCACCACCCCCGGUGCCGGUGAAGGAGGACAACAGCGGCGCACCCCAACAGCCACCACCCAGCGGCCCUCAGGUUCCACCGCCGGCUGGUGCCCCACAUCCAACCGCCCCCGGUGCCCCGACCGCGGCCAGCUUCAGCCCGCCCCCGCCUCCAAACGGCGUCGAUCAACAGGCUAUUUCGGAGGUGUUUCAGGCAGCAGUUGCGGCCGCGGCAGCAGCGGCUGCGGGCGGCGGUGGCCAGCAACCCGCCCCCACACCCGCCGGCAACGAGAGCAACCCCGAGGGCGCCGUCGAGGGCAGCGCCCUGGUACCUGUCACUUCAGGUGCAACCACACCUGCCACCGCAACACAGGGUACAGACUUGAAAGGUCAACCGAAACGCCUUCACGUCAGCAAUAUACCUUUCCGCUUCCGAGACCCUGAUCUCAGGGCAAUGUUUGGGCAAUUCGGGCCGAUCCUCGACGUGGAAAUCAUAUUUAACGAAAGAGGAAGCAAGGGAUUCGGUUUUGUAACAUUCGCAAAUAGUGCUGACGCGGACCGGGCACGUGAGAGGCUACACGGCACCGUGGUUGAGGGCAGAAAGAUUGAGGUGAACAACGCGACAGCGAGGGUGCAGACGAAAAAACCACCGACGGUACCCAACGUAUGCGUACAAUGGCCAGAGGCCGCGGCGCUGAGAGGAGUCGCCAUCCAAAGGGGACGAGUGGGCGCUGCGAGGGCGGCUUUCCCGACUAGUGCAGCGGCAUUGGCCCUCGCGAGGAACCCGGGGCCACUCGCAGCUGCGGCUGCGGCUACGGCCCUGCAUCCCUUCGCACCUGCCGUUUAUUACGACCCGUUCCUAGCAGCACACGCGGCGACACAGGAUCCCAACUACAGGCUACAGCUGGAAUGGCCUCAAGCAACAGCUGACGCCGCGGCAGCAGCAGCUGCAGCGUCACCAUUGCUGAAGACGCCCCUCUCGACGGCGCAGCAGGCCACCUACGCAGCUGCAGCGACCUACACGGCAGUGGCUGCGCGCGCAUACAGCGCAGCUGCAGCUGCGGCACAACCGGUCGCAGGAUAUGCCGCAGUCGCGGGUUAUGGGCGUGAAUACGCUGAUCCCUAUCUUGGACACGGUAUUGGACCAGUAGCCGGAUACGGGGCGACCGUGUACAGGGGCGGUUACAACAGGUUCACGCCAUAUUAAAGAUGGUCAAAUAUCGAAGCGCGAGCCUUCCAAAUACACCGUCGUUGUACUCAGUUGAAUAUGACCAGAACAAACAGAAAUCGACACAAUCAUCAUCGUCAUCCGCCAUCGAUCACCCCACGAAGCGAUGCCUGGAUCCUCCGCGCAUGCUGACGCUAGCCUUCUUCUUAGCACCGAUACGAGAUCGUCGACUUUCAUCGACGAGAAGCAAAAUUUUCCUAAAAGAACAUCCGGCCACCGUUGGACGAAGUUCCAACGAAGUCACCAAGUUACCAAGUCGACUAUCGCGAAGAUACCAUUCAGAAACAAUGAAAAAUUGGAAGAAGGAAAUGGACAUAGGCCGCGCACGGUUCCAGGAUCUUCGAGAGGAAGAGAAGAAAUAUUGGCGAAUUAUUGCGGAUGAGAGUAAUCGAAUAGAUAGACGACUGAUAGAGAAAAAGGGCAAAGGUUAAAGAUAAGAACGAAAGAUGAUGGAACGGUUUUGAAUUUAGAUGUAAAGUUACUCCUCGAUUAGGGUUGCGAAACGGUCGACCAGACGACAAAGGUCCACCGCCGAAGCGUCGUCGAACUUUCGAACCCUGAUCGAUAAUCGGCGUAGAGAAGAGAGGGAUGGUAGAGACGGGGGAAAUUGGUAAACUGAAUUAGCAGACAAAGAGGAACCGGUUUAAAUUGAGUUUCGCUCGAAACAUGCUAAACAUUGGAACAGGUUCGAAUCGAUCGUUUUAAAAAAAGAGGGGGGGGAAAAAAAAA
Molecule: messenger RNA, 2208 nt
Organism: Apis florea (little honeybee)
Lineage: Eukaryota; Metazoa; Arthropoda; Insecta; Hymenoptera; Apidae
Product: RNA-binding Fox protein 1
Biological process (GO): regulation of alternative mRNA splicing, via spliceosome; nervous system development
Cellular component (GO): nucleus; cytoplasm
Molecular function (GO): mRNA binding
Source: RefSeq, a predicted model, not a curated record